Pyrenophora tritici-repentis Pt-1C-BFP is the source of this 2049-nucleotide messenger RNA. RefSeq names its product CrcB, Integral membrane protein involved in chromosome condensation. The record is from RefSeq and is a predicted model, not a curated record. Gene Ontology annotation, biological process: fluoride transmembrane transport. Gene Ontology annotation, cellular component: plasma membrane. Gene Ontology annotation, molecular function: fluoride transmembrane transporter activity. Lineage: Eukaryota; Fungi; Ascomycota; Dothideomycetes; Pleosporales; Pleosporaceae.
AUGGUUGAUAUGGCUUUGGGCGACGAUGGCCGUACACAGCAGCGCGAGUCCCACUUCAACAGCCAGCGCUCCUCGCACCGCUCUUCGCGCUGCCUCGAGGAUGCCCCGGCUGAGCCGCAGACGACGCGCUCACGAACACAUAGCGAGCUGCGCACCCUUAGCAGCCAUUUUGACCUGGACGACAAGACGGAAUACGACCGUGCAGAGAGCAUUAAUUCAGCUUCGUCACCCGCCCCCAAUGUCCCCUACACACGACAACAACGCGAUCGACCAGACACGGCCAAGCGGCGCGACAAGAGCAGCAUAGGCCGCCGGAUAUCGCGGAGCACAACAGAUUCUCGCAUUGCUGGACUAAGAGAAGGAGAAGAACCACUGGCGUCGGAGACGUGGCUUAAUUUAUACAACGAAACUGCUUUACCGCCAAACCUCCCCACACCGCUGCGCUCACCGCGACCCAGAGGACAGAGAGGGCUGUCAGACCCAACACUUAGAGACGCUUCGCAGGUACGGCGCUCGCGCCUUUCAGACCGCAUAUUUCUGUCAUCGUCGGUAUCGCAACUCGACAUUACCGCGCUACCCAGCAUGAAGCCCGUCAAGGAAGACGACUACAAAGAACAUUAUGUGCGCUCCCAUCGCACACCAGAGGCGCAGAAAGCUUCUCGACUGGCGACAGAACUCUAUACCAUAUCAUACCUAAUCUUCUUCUCUAUCUGGGGAACACUAGCUCGACUGGGCCUACAAGCCCUAACUUUUUACCCAGGCGCGCCAGUCGUCUUCUCAGAGCUCUGGGCAAACGUCGCCGGCACAUUUGUAAUGGGUUUCCUCUCCGAAGACCGCCGACUCUUCGCCGCGGAAUGGGGUAACAACGAGGCCACCCCCGAGCAGCCAACCGACGAACCAGCCACACGUCAGGCCAAAGCGCGACAUGGCAAGACCAAAAAGACGAUUCCGCUAUACAUUGGUCUCGCAACCGGGUUUUGCGGCUCCUUCACCUCCUUCUCAAGCUUCAUGCGCGACAUCUUCCUCGCCCUAUCAAACGACCUCGAUACCCCCCUCAACCACGCUUACCCAGCCAACCUGCCCCCGCCCUCCAUCGCCACCACACUUCCCCGAAACGGUGGAUACUCCUUCCUCGCCAUCUGCGCUACCAUCAUCUUAACAAUCGCUACAUGCUUCGCCGCACUUAAAGUAGGAUCGCACCUCGCACUCGCCCUAGACCCAUGGACACCUACCCUCCGCUUCCGCCUCACCCGCCGCAUCCUCGACCCUAUCUUCGUUUUUCUGGGCGCUGGCAUCUGGCUCGGAGCCGUCGUCAUGGCCACAGUACCUCCACACGACACGUGGCGCAGCCAGGCCCUCUUCGCCUGUGUUUUCGCUCCUCCAGGCGCUAUACUACGCUACUACAUCAGCCUGCACAUGAACCCCAUGUCGCCAGCUUUCCCCCUCGGAACCUUUACCGUGAAUGUCUUCGGUACUGCUGUCCUCGGCAUGGCGUUUGACCUCCAGCACGUGCAGCUUAGUAGCACGGGACUUGUGGGUGGGGGUCUGGUAGGUUGCCAGAUUCUACAGGGUAUCAUGGAUGGCUUUUGUGGCUGUCUUACUACCGUGUCGACGUGGAUUGUUGAACUAGAUGCCCUGGCCAGGGGCAAAGCCUAUGUUUAUGGGGGCGGCAGUGUGGUCGCUGGAUUGGGCUUGUUGCUGGUGGUUAUGGGGAGUGUGAGAUGGACGCUUGGGUGGCAGGAUUUGGUUUGUCUUGUUUGAAUGAUGUUGUUUUUUUGCGAACAUUACUAAUGAACGGUCAUGGGUUUGGCCGGAUUGGCAUGAUCUAAUGUGUUUGAGAUGAUGAGAGCAUCUUAAUGGGUUGGCAUGAUCUAAAGUACCGGUCGGACGCAUUUUCAACACUAACUAACUGCCAUAUACGAUUAUGUAUGCUGGUUGGUUAGAGUGACGUAGAGAGUAGAAUAGACCUUUAGAGAGAGAGAGAGAGAGAGACGCGUGCAUGUAGAUUACGAUACCCACAAUUCCUAUUAUUUAUGUUUUUCGUUUAAA